Molecule: messenger RNA, 1167 nt
Organism: Pseudozyma flocculosa PF-1
Lineage: Eukaryota; Fungi; Basidiomycota; Ustilaginomycetes; Ustilaginales; Ustilaginaceae
Exons: 1
Coding region: 1-1167 (388 amino acids)
Biological process (GO): cardiolipin biosynthetic process
Cellular component (GO): mitochondrion; membrane
Molecular function (GO): cardiolipin synthase activity
Source: RefSeq, a predicted model, not a curated record
AUGACCGCACUCAUACCCUCCUCCUGCUCAGCCUCGAUAUGGAGACAACUCGGCGGCGCACGCACCGCACCCCUCGCAGUCGCAGCUCACCACCCACGCCCGGCAUCGUCGCGCUGCUUUGGCCAACUCGCUCAGCGACCCGCGCCAUCGCCGAUCAAGACGGCAUCCAUCCUCGCACAGCUGCGCCCCGGCAUCACUGCCUUGCCAUCCCCGCGCAUGCUCUCCACUUCCACCAUUGUCGGCAUGCGCAGCUCUUUGAUCGCACCCAAGCAGGCCUCGGACCCGGCAUCAAGACCAACACCAACACCAACACCAACACCAACCUCGCCCCCGCCCUCACCACCCGCCGGACAACCCCUGUCCGAGGACAUCGCCACGCUCCCCAACCUCCUCACCAUCUCGCGCCUCGCCCUGACACCCUACAUCGGCUACCUCGUGUGCACCUCGCAGUUCGCGCCCGCCUGCGCCUACCUCUUCCUCGCCGGCCUCUCGGACCUCGCCGACGGCUGGCUCGCCCGCAGGACGGGCCGCUACACCGUCUUUGGCUCCAUCGCAGACCCGGCGGCCGACAAGGCCCUCAUGACCACCAUGGUCGUCUCGCUCGCGUGGUGCGGCAUGAUGCCCCUCUGGCUCGCCACCCUCAUCCUCGGCCGCGACGUCGCCCUGGUCGCCUCGGCAUUUGUCAUCCGAUACCGCACCCUCGCACCCCCAAAGACGCUCAAGAGGUACUUUAACCCCAAACUCCCCUCGGCCACCGUCACGCCCACCGCUAUCAGCAAGUACAACACCUUCCUCCAGCUCCUCCUCGUCGGACUCCUCACCAUCCUCCCCGUCGUCUUCCCCAGCGCAAACCCCGCCAGCAACCAGCAGCAGCAGCAGCAGCAGCAGCAGCAGCAGCAGCAGCAGCAGCAGCAGCAGCAGCAGCAGCAGCAAGGCGACGAUGCACAGCCGGCGAGCACCGCUUCAUCCCCCACCCUGCAGAGCUGGAAACCCGCCGUCGACACCGCCGUCAACGGCUUCAUGAUCGUCGUCGCAGCCACCACCGUCUGGAGCGGCCUAGGCUACCUCGGCGGCGGCGGCUCCGCAAAGGUCCUCUCCCAGAAGGUCGCGCAGAACAUCAAAAAGGCCAGCGGCGGUGCGGCCGGCAGCCGUGGUCCCAAGCUGUGA